AGGAACCGUCGGAAUUUUUUGCUCACCUCCACGCCUCAGAAAUCAACCUGGAAAACUCCCUCCCAAUCACGUCCAACGCGUUUAUGUUUAUUGGCUUUUUACCGGCGAUCGCAUGUGUCCUGCUAUGGCACGGACUGCACUCUGAUACCGUUUUCAGAUGUCCAACCAGCCCCUUGUUACAUCUUGCGCUAUUCCCUUGUGCACAACCACAACAACCGAGCCAGUCUUCUCUGCUCGCUAUCAUGGAAUUACCUGUUCAGCAUCUUCAACAAGUUGCUUGCUCUCUUAUGGCUACAGCCCCUUGUUCCUAAUACUCACCUCACGACAGCUCUUUGCGUUUGAGUCGUCUGGCUAGACGCUACUCGCAGUCUUUGGGGCUUGGAUCUUGCCUCUUGUCUUUCUUGCUUCUAGCUUCGCCUGGAUGAAGAUAAAAGGACAGCCUUCUGCUGCCUUGUGCGUCAUUCACCAACUUUGUACUUUGGUAGUUUCAUCUCCAUCUA
Molecule: messenger RNA, 500 nt
Organism: Protomyces lactucae-debilis
Lineage: Eukaryota; Fungi; Ascomycota; Taphrinomycetes; Taphrinales; Protomycetaceae
Exons: 1
Coding region: 84-311 (75 amino acids)
Source: RefSeq, a predicted model, not a curated record